AUAACACCACUCGUAUGUACAAACCCUGGGAGACUGCACUCCUCUCCUCUCUCUCUCCUCUCUGCCACCGCUCUCGUGCUCUCAUGUUCUUCCCUUCACCCCCAAUUUUGUCUCUUUCUCCUUUUUUCGUCCCUCUCUCUCAUGCUGUUCUCCAUUUCUUGAUUCUUUUCAUCACUUUCUUAUCGACACCUCUAUCUCUGUGUUCUUCAGUGUUUUGACUGUGCUGUUAAUUCCUGCUUAUUAAUUUCAACAUUUAUAAUCAAUUGAUUCUCCUUAAAACCCUACCCAGAAGAGAAAACAAACUCAUUUCCUCUCGAACCCAGAAAGUAUUUACAUUGAUGACGCAAGAGGAAAACUCCUGUUGAUUUAAUCGAAACCCUAGAGAAGAUAUUAGUAAAAUCGAAAUGGGUUGUGCUCAAUCUAAGAUUGAGAAUGAGGAAGCUGUUUCUAGAUGCAAGGAUCGCCGGAAUUUCAUGAAGGAAGCCGUGACGGCGAGAAAUGCUUUCGCUUCCGGCCAUUCUGGUUACGCUAUGGCUCUAAAGAACACCGGAGCUGCCCUUAGUGAUUAUGCACAAGGCGAAGCUGAUGAAGUCUACCAUCCUCAUUUGGGUGGUGGUGGUGGCGGUGGUGAGUCAUCGGAACCACCACCUCCUCCACCGCCAAUGGAGCAUCAUUUCCCGCCACCUCCCCCGCCACCUACAUCUACCUUUACGCCACCUACUUCUACAUAUACCCCUGCUCCACCACCAUUGCCUAGCUUCUCCCCUAUCUCAACACCGCCACUACAGAGAUCAGUUACAAUGCCGGCAAUCUCUGUGGCCAAAAAGGGUGGCCGGAAGAUAAAUAACGGAGCUAUACUUGAGGAAGACGAAGAGGAGGAGGAAGAAGAUCAUGAUACGGAUUUGAGAGUGAGAAAAGGGCGGAAGAGCAGCGGCAGGAUGGCGGCAGUUGACGAGACUCCAUCACCUCUGCCUCAAACUCCGGUGGCUCCUCCUCCUCCACCACCGGAUGGUGAAAAGAUGCCAUGGGAUUACUUUGAUAUGGGUGGUAUGCAGUGGUCACAUUUGAAUGAAGAAUAUGACGAUGUUAUUGAUGAAAAGGAUGAGGAAGAGGAGGAGGAGGAAGAGCAAAUUAACGGUGCACACCACCACCAGCACCACCACCUCCACCGGAGCGACCACCUCCACCAUCAUCAGGUUGAGCCAAAAACACCAGAGAAAGUGGUGAUGGAGGGGUUUACAACAGAGGAAGAGGAGACACCAGUGAUGGCAAAACAGUUCACACAUUCUAACACAGCACCACCGGAUCUCAACCGGAGAGGAGGAGGAGGGGCGGUGAACGGUGGCAGCGGUAUGGUUGUUGGGUCAAGUAGUGUGAAUUUGUUGAAAAUUCUGGCAAAAAUUGAUGAUGAGUUCUUGAAAGCUUCUGAGAGUGCACAAGAGGUUUCCAGAAUGCUCGAGACCACACGGUUGCAUUAUCACUCCAACUUUGCUGAUAAUCGAGGUCACAUUGAUCAUGCUGCAAGAGUGAUGCGAGUGAUCACAUGGAAUAGAUCAUUCAAAGGUGCACCUAAUGGUGAUAAUGGUAACGAUGAGUAUGAUGAGGAUAAAUACGAGACACAUGCCACCGUGCUUGAUAAGCUCCUUGCAUGGGAGAAAAAGCUCUACGAAGAAGUAAAGGCCGGGGAGCUUAUGAAGCUUGAGUAUCAAAGGAAGGUUUCGUUACUUAACAAAUUGAAAAAACGUGGUGCGAGUACGGAAUCUUUGGAAAAAACAAAAGCGGCUGUGAGUCAUUUGCAUACGCGAUACAUCGUUGACAUGCAAUCUUUGGAUUCGACUGUUUCUGAAGUUAAUGAUAUCCGUGAUAAGCAGUUAUAUCCCAAACUUGUGGCUCUUCUUGACGGGAUGUCAAAGAUGUGGGAUUCAAUGUGCGAACAUCACGACAACCAAUUAACAAUCGUCACGGAUCUCAAAUCUCUUGAUGUCUCCGGUGAACCCAAAGAAACCACCAAACACCACUACGAAAGAACAGUUCAACUCUAUCAUGUCGUUCAAGGGUGGCACUCACACUUUGAAACCCUAGUAACCCAUCAAAAACAUUAUGUUCAAGCCCUCAACAAUUGGCUCAAACUAAACCUAGUACCAAUAGAAAGCUCCUUAAAAGAAAAAAUCUCAUCGCCACCAAGAAUCCAGCACCCACCGAUCCAAACCCUCCUCCAUUCAUGGCACGACCACCUCCAGAAGCUUCCGGAUGAACUCGCAAAAAGUGCAAUUUCGUCUUUUGCUGCUGUGAUUGAAACGAUAAUGAAUCAUCAAGAAGAGGAAAUGAAGCUUAAGGAGAAAUGGGAGGAAACGAGGAAGGAGUUCUUGAGGAAGAGUCAGGCUUUUGAAGAUUGGUAUCAGAAGUAUAUUAUGAGGCGGGGCCCACAAGAUGAAACGAAUCCGGGUACGGAUCCUAAAGAUCCGAUUGCUGAAAGGCAGUUUGUGGUGGAGACGUUGAAGAAGAGACUUGAAGAUGAAAUGGAAGCUCAUCAGAAGGUUUGUGCUCAAGUGAGGGAUAAAUCUUUAGGGAGUUUAAAGAUUCGAUUGCCUGAGCUUUUUAGAGCCAUGUCGGAUUAUGCUCAUGUUUGUAGGGAUUCGUAUCAACGAUUGAGAUCGAUCGUGCAUUCACAAAAUCGACAGAAUGGAAAUUAAGUUCGAUUCUUGCCAGAUUUCUUAUCGGUUUUUUGAUCUUGUUGUAUGCUGAAAACUCGCCAAAUUUGUUGUGUUUUUUAUAACCAAUUGCAAGUAUGCAAUUUCGUAUUUUACACGGGUAC
Molecule: messenger RNA, 2815 nt
Organism: Lactuca virosa
Lineage: Eukaryota; Viridiplantae; Streptophyta; Magnoliopsida; Asterales; Asteraceae
Source: the annotation of a GenBank genome assembly